AUGAAGAAAAAAAUAGAAAGAUUUCCAAAAAUUGGAUCAAUAAAAAUUGCUGAAGAAAUUAAUAGUGAAUUUAACACAAAUUAUUCUGCCAGAACUAUUAAAAAUUAUCUUAAAACAGUUGAUUUGAGUGCUUUUAGACCUUUAAAGAAACCUCUUCUCAGCAGUAAAAAUAUUUUUUCUAGAUUUCAAUAUUCGAUAGAACAUUUAUGGGAUUCUGAAGCCUAUUGGAAAAAAGUUUUAUGGUUAGACGAAGCAAAAAUAAACCUGUUUUGGAUCUGA
Molecule: messenger RNA, 279 nt
Organism: Hepatospora eriocheir
Lineage: Eukaryota; Fungi; Microsporidia; Hepatosporidae
Source: the annotation of a GenBank genome assembly